Molecule: messenger RNA, 1236 nt
Organism: Trypanosoma theileri
Lineage: Eukaryota; Euglenozoa; Kinetoplastea; Trypanosomatida; Trypanosomatidae
Product: COP9 signalosome complex subunit 6
Exons: 1
Coding region: 1-1236 (411 amino acids)
Biological process (GO): translational initiation
Cellular component (GO): eukaryotic translation initiation factor 3 complex, eIF3m
Molecular function (GO): translation initiation factor activity; metallopeptidase activity; translation initiation factor binding
Source: RefSeq, a predicted model, not a curated record
AUGUCCAGUUCUAUUAUUGCCAGGGGUUUACCUGGAUUAGUACGCAUGUCAGCAGAAGAACCACCACUGCCCGUUCGUCUUCAUCCAUUAGUUAUUCUUAACAUCACCCAUCAUGUUACCCGAAUGCAGUCAUCUGUACAUCACAACACAGUCAUAAAUGUUCUUGGCGUUCUGCUUGGACGCACGAGUAGUGAUGGCGGUACAGAAAUUGUUACUUCCUACGAAGUUGUGAUCUCUGAACCCACACAAACAACAACAACAACAACAACUAGUAUUAAUAAUAGUAAUAAUAGUAAUGAAGGAGGUUGGUCUGUGGAUUGGGCAGCGGUGAAACAUAAGAGAGAACGUCUUGCGGAGGUUUCCCCUGAACUUGCCGUUGUGGGUUGGUACAGUGUUGGGGGAACCAGUGAAGAUCUUGUGCGGAGUUGCUCUUGUGUACAUAUGGCAUUAUGUAAUACCUUUGAUGAUCUCUCUAGUGGAAUGAUGUUUGCCCUCAUGGUGGAUUGUGCCCCACCAGCAGAAUUAGCCACACUUCCCGUACAUCUCUUUGAAGCCACUAUACUACAUGAUCCCAAACAACAACAACAAUGUCCAUUAGGAGAAGAGACGGGGCUUUUACCAAGGCGAAAUAAUAGUAGUAGUAAUAGUAGUAAUAGUAAUAUUAAUACAGCAAAUACUAAUACUAAUACUAGUACUAGUUCAAUAAGUCGUAUUACGGUAAAUGAUACUGGUAUGCCUGGUCUUUCAGUAGGAUUAACAAAAAUAAAAUUCCUUUUAGACUCGGAUGAAAUCACACAAGCAGGAAUGACUGCAGCUAUGAAUAAUGUAUCUGCUGGUUGUCAAGGUAGUAGUGUGGCUGCGGUUGCUGUUACACCGCAACUGCACCGUAUUGAACAAUCAUUGCGAUUACUUAAACAACGUAUUGUUCUUGUUGUGGAGUAUUUAAAAGCUGUGGAGUCGGGCCGUAUUGCAGAUCCUGAUCCGGAGGUCCUGCGACUAGUGGCAAAGAUAUGUGCAAUGCUUCCAACUACAUCUGCAGAGACAUCUUUAUCGUAUAGUUUUUCUUCUACUAUGGGUAAUAAUAAUAAUAAUAAUAUGAAUAGUUGUGGUAUGGAUAUUGCUACUGCUGUUGAGGAGGAGGAACGGCAUUCACUGACCGUGGCACUUCUCUCCCUGCAAACAAAAUGUACGUUGGAGCUCUGUAAACUUCUCCGAAUGCAAAAGAAGACAGUUUAA